This is a messenger RNA of Erinaceus europaeus (western European hedgehog), 1800 nucleotides long. It is a transcript of the gene GTF2F1, whose product is annotated as general transcription factor IIF subunit 1. Bases 203 to 1762 code for a protein of 519 amino acids. NCBI's taxonomy places the organism in Eukaryota, Metazoa, Chordata, Mammalia, Eulipotyphla, Erinaceidae. Gene Ontology annotation, molecular function: DNA binding; TFIIF-class transcription factor complex binding; RNA polymerase II general transcription initiation factor activity. The transcript is spliced from 12 exons. The record is from RefSeq and is a predicted model, not a curated record. Gene Ontology annotation, biological process: positive regulation of transcription elongation by RNA polymerase II; transcription initiation at RNA polymerase II promoter. Gene Ontology annotation, cellular component: nucleus; transcription factor TFIIF complex.
CCUGAGGUGGUUUCCGGGCUUUCUUCGCGCUGGGGCAGCGGCUGCGGGCUUGGCAGGAGGCUGCUAGAAGAGGUCCCCCCCCCAUCCCAGACCAACUCUCGCGCCAGCGGUUUCCCCAAGAUCCUGACGACUAGAGGCCUAGAUCCAGGCCGGCGACCCGGCUUCCGGAGGCGACAGGAUCCAGGAUUCCCCCAAAGCGACCAUGGCGGCCCUGGGCCCCGGCAGCCAGAACGUCACCGAGUAUGUCGUGCGAGUUCCCAAAAACAUGACGAAAAAAUACAAUAUCAUGGCUUUCAAUGCCGCGGAUAAAGUGAACUUCUCCACCUGGAACCAGGCUCGGCUGGAGCGAGACCUGAGCAACCAGAAGAUCUACCAGGAGGAAGAGCUGCCGGAGUCGGGCGCGGGGAGCGAGUUCAACCGCAAACUGCGGGAGGAGGCCCGCAGGAAGAAGUACGGCAUCGUGCUCAAGGAGUUCCGCGCCGAGGACCAGCCUUGGCUGCUGCGCGUGAACGGGAAGGCGGGCCGCAGGUUCCGCGGCAUCAAGAAGGGCGGCGUGACGGAGAACACCACCUACUACAUUUUCACGCAGUGCCCCGACGGCGCGUUCGAGGCCUUCCCGGUGCACAACUGGUACAACUUCACGCCGCUGGCCCGGCACCGCACGCUCACGGCCGAGGAGGCGGAGGAGGAGUGGGAGAGGAGGAACAAGGUCCUGAACCACUUCAGCAUCAUGCAGCAGCGGCGCCUCAAGGAUCAGGACCAGGACGAUGACGACGAGGACAAGGAGAAGCGCGGCCGCAAGAAGACCAGCGAGCUGCGCAUCCACGACCUCGAGGACGACCUGGACAUGUCCUCGGACGACAGCGACGCCAGCGGGGACGAAGGCGGCCGGGCCUCGAAGGCCAAGAAUAAGGCGGCCUCGGCCAAGACGGCCAAGAAGAAGAAGAAGAAGAAGAAGGGCUCGGACGACGAGGCCUUUGAGGACAGUGACGACGGCGACUUCGAGGGGCAGGAGGUGGACUACAUGUCGGAUGGCUCCAGCUCAGAGGACGAGCUCCCCAGCAAGGCCAAGGCCCCGCAGCACGAGGAGGGCCCCAAGGGGCUAGACGAGCACAGCGGGAGCAGCGAGGAGAGCGAGGAAGAGAAGCCGGCCGAGGAGGAAAAGGAGGAGGAGGAUGACAAGAAGGUGGCCGCCCCCCCGGCCGCAACCGAGAAGAAGCGCAAGAGAGACAGCAGCGAUGAGUCUGACAGCUCCGAGGACAGCGACAUCGACAACGAGGCCUCCUCGGCCCUGUUCAUGGCGAAGAAGAAGACGCCCCCCAAGAGGGAACGCAAACACUCGGGGGACAGCUCCCGGGGCAGCAGCAGACCAGGGACCCCCAGCGCCGAAGGGGCGCCCACACCCUCCACCCUGCGGGCCGCCGCCUCCAGGCUGGAGCCGGGCAAGAGGACCCAGGAGACGCCUGCGGCCAAGAGACUCAGACUGGAGGCCGGAGCCCCGGGCCUGGCGGGGAAGGGCCCCCUGCAGCCUCCCGCCAAGGCGGCGCCCAGCGGCGGAGAUAUCCAGGUGACAGAGGACGCCGUCCGCCGCUAUCUGACCCGGAAGCCCAUGACCACCAAGGACCUCCUGAAAAAGUUCCAGACCAAGAAGACGGGGCUGAGCAGCGAGCAGACGGUGAACGUGCUGGCCCAGAUCCUCAAGCGGCUCAACCCCGAGCGCAAGAUGGUCAACGACAAGAUGCACUUCUCCCUCAAGGAGUGAGGGCCGCCUGGCCCCGCCUUCCUGCCACCAAUAAACAG